Messenger RNA from Uloborus diversus, 1536 nucleotides. RefSeq names its product homeobox protein caupolican-like. Gene Ontology annotation, biological process: cell development; neuron differentiation; regulation of transcription by RNA polymerase II. Gene Ontology annotation, molecular function: DNA-binding transcription factor activity, RNA polymerase II-specific; RNA polymerase II cis-regulatory region sequence-specific DNA binding. The record is from RefSeq and is a predicted model, not a curated record. Bases 1 to 1536 code for a protein of 511 amino acids. NCBI's taxonomy places the organism in Eukaryota, Metazoa, Arthropoda, Arachnida, Araneae, Uloboridae. The transcript is spliced from 8 exons. Gene Ontology annotation, cellular component: nucleus.
AUGGCUGUUUGCGAGACUAUGUCCACAGAAUCAGAGUGGUGGAGUCCGCAGAAUUUGGUGAUUGGUGGUUCGUCCGGCCAGAACACCUGUUACGAGCGGACGGGGGUCAGUCCGGAGAGCCAGUACGACGCCAGGUUGUAUCCGCGACUACCGUCCUACACCACCUCCUACCAGGCUGACCCCAACCUCGACCCAACGACGACCUUCUACGCCCCCGCUCUAAAUUCAAGUUAUGGUAUGAAAGAGAGUCCCGAUCCUUGGAGGAGCAUCUCAUCUUCAGCAUCCUAUUACUACGACCCCACACUAGCUGCUUACGGGUACGGCGGUCUGGACUUCAAUGGAGCUCGGCGAAAGAACGUGACCCGGGACUCCACCAGCACCCUGAAAGCCUGGCUAAAUGAGCACAGGAAGAACCCUUAUCCCACCAAGGGAGAGAAGAUCAUGCUGGCCAUCAUCACCAAGAUGACGCUCACGCAGGUCUCAACUUGGUUCGCGAACGCCCGUCGCCGCCUGAAAAAGGAGAACAAGAUGACGUGGGAGCCGCGCAACAAAGCCGAAUCCCACGACGACGACUCGGGCAAGGAGAGGGACACUGACAAAGAGCCCGACGCCGAACAGCCCGCCGCGGGAUUCCGGGAGGAGAGUUGCGGCGAGAAGGCGGACCCUCUCCGGGGGAUGCAGGGGUCCGCUUCUUCCUUGGCCGACGGAUCAGACAUGGAGCUGAAUGCACACCACCAUCGCUCCGACCCUUUCUGCUCGUCCGUAGGUAGCAGCACCCCACAACAACAGCAGCUGCACCCUCAGCAGCACUUCGAGGACUCUUCUCACCCGGAACUGCUGUCCGCCACGUCCUCCACCACCAACAGUGGCUACACUCCGUCCGUCUCUUCGCAGAGCUCCUCGCCGGACAUCGAGGCGUACCACAUGCCGCACCACCACCACCGUCCGGGCAAGGAGUCCGGCAACGCGUCCUGCUUCGGGGAACCACACCACCACCACCUCUACAAGCCCAAGAUCUGGUCGCUGGCGGACACGGCCACCAACAAGGCAGUGGAAACUGCACUCAUGCCCUAUGUCCACCAAGACCUGUGCUCUCCGGCCGGCGGGACGUGGCUGGGCGGAGGUGGCACCUCCAAGGGAUACGAGAAUUGCAACAGCAGCAGUCUCUCGUUCCAGAGGUUUGGUGGCUACAACUGCAGCUUACACAGCUUCAACCCGAUCUCUCUGCAGACGGACACGCCGCCCCAGACGCCCCCCAACAUGAAGGUGGGCGCCACUGCCGCAGCAGCCCCUGUGCCUUCUUCAGCCUACAUGGAGAGCGCGGCCUACGCCAUGGGGCACGCUUCCGCCCUCUGCGCCCCCACCACAGACGGAAUGCCCGACGUGCAAAUGCAAGACGACAAGAUGGAUGACUUCAGCAAUAGCCACUCCUCUGGUUUACCUCAGACCUCUACGUCCAACCAAAAUCUAAACUCGGACUGCAUCGCGGACGACUACGACGAUCCGUCACAAUACUCCGGCCAGGCCGUGCGGUAG